AACACCUGGGCACCUGCACCCCUAGGGGCCAACCUCCUCCAGGGCCGGAACUAGAGCCUGCCCAGGCAGAGAUGGCCCAGCUGGAGGGGACUAGAAACCGGGAGCCCAGACCCAGAAGCUGGAGGGGACCCCACUGGUCACAGGCUCUGUGAACUGCCACCACAGACCCCCCAAAGCCCAUUUCUCCAGCCUUGGCUCAAAGACCUCCGGGAGGGGGAAAAUCAAGGCCGAUUGGCCACCAGAUUCUUAUUUCCUGAACUCUCCUCGACAACUUCCAGUUCUUUCCUUUGGAGCCCAAAGGCACAAGUGGGGUCUGCCUUGUGUGCAGGCCCUUCGUUGACCUGAAAACAGCAAGCCUUUCCCACCCAAGUCGAGCUCAACGUCCCCAGCUCACCCCGGGGUCUUCGUGCGCCCCAAUCUUGAGGGCUUCCCCGAGCCCGCGGUCUUCCUGGGACUGUCCUCGUACCUGUCCGGGGCCGGCCACGCCAAGGAGACACAGUGGGAGGCCACUUUCUUUUUUGAUUUAAUUUACCUUUAUUAUGAACUUUGCAAACCAAAGAACCAAAAAGGGAUUACCUGUGAAAACCAACUGUUAACUCCAGCACCAUAGCAACAGAACUGCCCUGUUGCCUUCCCUUCCGAACUUGCUUCCGCUCGCCUCCGGGCCUUCCUUUUGGUUGGGUUUUUGGCACGGCCACGGCCCCCAGAUGCUCCCCCGGGACCCCCAGAACAGGCCUGGCCAGCCUCCUCGAGUCCCCACGUGCCGCAGGACAAGAGCCGCCAGCUCUCGGCCUCCUGAAGGCCGGGACAGCCGCAUCUUGCCUUUCAUGGCGGCUCCCCUUUGCACCCUCUCGGGUUGAAGGCCCCCCUACCCACCUCCCCUCACUGGGCAGCCCUCUUCCCCAGUCAGGACACUAAAGUCCAACUGUAUUCAAGAACCGUUCCCUACUGAUUUCCUUCCUUUGUUUCCGGUUCUUUGAAUCAUUUUGCAAAAGGAAGACCUUUUUUUCGAGCUUUUUUAUGUGUUAGAGGGACGCGGUUGGUAGAGAGGGGCUGGCAGAGUAGCAAGAGCUGACCUCAGGGUCCAGAAGCCCCGGAUUCAAGUCCCGCUCCCAAACGUGGCUGUGGGACUCGAGACAAGACUCUCAGCCUCCCAAUGCUUCCGGGGCAGGCCUCUGAGGCACCACGUGGCAGUGAAGGGCAGGCCUGCCUGGAGGGAGAAGUCCCCGCACCCAGGGGACCACGGGUCCAGGCCCUUGGCCUGGCUGGAAGUGCUGGGCUCAGAGACUUUGUCUGCCUCUGUUUCCUCAGCUAUAAAUGGAGGCCACUGUGGCCCCCCACCUCCCAGGGUCGUCGGAGGAUCAAAUAAGAUGCUACCGGCUAGCAGUAUGGCGGCCCUCACUGCGUCCCGUACUGACCCUGAGAGCGGACUACUACCAACACAUACAGACCCUGAGAAAUGACUACUACCGGCACAUACAGCCCUGAGUGCUGACUACCAGCCAGAAGUAUGGCGGCCCUGACUGCGUCCCGUACAGACCCCGAGAGCGGGCUACUACCAACACAUACAGACCCUGAGAAAUGACUACUACCGGCAUUGCAGUAGGGUAGUUCUUCCUCCCCGUUUUGUCCCAUAUAAACCCUGAGAGCUGACUACCACCAGCUAGCAGUAUGGUAGUUCUCACUAUAGAAAUGACUGCUACCGGCACCUGAGUGCUGACUAGUACCGGCCAGAAGUAUGGUGGCCCUGACUGUGUCCCAUACAGACCCCAAGAGCAGACUACCACCGGCCUUGCAAUAUGGUGGUUCUUCCUGCUCACUAUGUCACAUACAGACCCUAAGAGCUGACUACCACCGGCUAGCAGUAUGGUAGUUCUCACUAUAGAGAUGACUACUACCGGCACAGGCAGACCCAGAGAGAGCUGACUACCAGCAACCUUGCAGUACGGUAGUUCUUCCUGCUCACUUUAUCACAUGCAGACCCAGAGAGCUGACUACCACCGGCCUUGGUGGUUCUUCCUGCUCACUUCGUCACAUACAGACCCUAAGAGCUGACUACCACCAGCUAGCAGUAUGGUAGUUCUCACUAUAGAGAUGACUACUACCGGCACAGGCAGACCCAGAGAGUGGACUACCACCGGCGUCGCAGUAUGGCGGUUCUUCCUGCUCACUUUGUCACAUGCAGACCCUGAGAGCUGACUGGUUGAAGAAACAUGGGGUUAGCCCUGAGAAAAGGACACUUGGGUGUGUUGGGGGUUGAGGGACCUUCAAAUAUUCCAAGUCGUCGAGGAAAAGAGCAAUCCGACGGGUUCCGGUGGGGCCACUGGGGGAAGAACUAGGGGUGGAGACCAGGAAGCAAUGGGGUGGCACGUGCUAUUAGAGCACCCCAGGAAUGCUGUGGCCGUCCCUGAGGCAGGGCACAUUGAGGGGACUCGUGCUGUAGUGGGGGCUGGUCUCGUUCUCCCAGGAGCAGCCGAGAUGAGCCCAAAGCUGCCCUGGCUUGGAGAAAGGCCGGUGGGCAGCAAAAUGUUCUCUGUAGCAUCGGGAGAGACAUUCCGUCCGUGACGGAUCCAGUGAUUGGCGUUUUAUGAAAGCAUGUAGCAUACACAAGUGUGCCUGUGGCCUUAGCAGCUAAAAAAGCGCUUGGGCUGGAUAUCCCCCCCCCCCCCAAGAGGCCGACAGAAAAUAGUGUUUACAGAAAUUUGGCUUGGCGGGGCCCCAGAGAUAAAAGUGCUGAGAGCACACAGCCACGCUUAUCUCCUGUGGCCUUACACAUAAGUAUCAGUUUAUUGCAACAUUACUAUUUAUAGCAAAACGCAGCCGGUGCCCUUUAAAUAAUGCAAGGACUUUCUACAUCUUUUAUUUCCAAAGAGUUUGCCCUUUUCUCACCAAUGUCGGUAACGUAGUCCCGGUCCCGAUUUCGGGCCGGCCUUUUGCAAGGGCCCUUUUUUCUUUGGAGAACCCACUUCCCCAAGUGCCCCGAGAGUUCAGGCUGACAGCCUUCUGCCCGAGUCCUCGCUGGUGUGGCGAGGGCUCCCUCCCAGCCCAGGAGGCAGCUCCCUCCCAGAGCACCACAGAGUACAAACGUUGCUGACGUGUGGCCCGGGACUGUUUGUUUUGCACAGGGAUUAGUCAGGCCCUUUGGGACCGCCUUCAGUUGUACCUUAGGCUGCCUAUAUUACUCCUUCACAGGCAGGAAGAAUUUUCUUUUUCUGCUCUAGCUCCUCCGGCAAACUUCGCUGAAGGGCGGAUAGCUGAGACAUGAAUAACCAAGAGUACGACAUACUCAUGAAAAUGAUGCCAGAAUUCCAGAAAAGCAGCGUUCACAUCAAGAACCCAGCCAAAGUGGAAGAGAUCCUCUGUGGUCUGAUCAAAGGGGGAGCCUCCAAACUCCAGAUAAUUACAGACUUUGAUAUGACAUUAAGCAGAUUUUCCUACAAUGGAAAAAGAUGUCCAACAUGUCAUAACGUCAUUGACAACUGUAAACUGGUUACGGAUGAGUGUCGAAAGAAGUUGUUACAACUCAAGGAAAAAUACUACGCCAUUGAAAUCGAUCCAGUCCUUACUAUAGAAGAGAAAUACCCUUACAUGGUAGAAUGGUACACAAAAUCGCACACUUUGCUGGUGGAGCAGGCGUUGCCCAAGAGUAAGAUUGGAGAGGUCGUGAAAGAAUCCGACGUGAUGCUCAAGGACGGGUACGGACACUUCUUUGACAAACUCAAGGAGCACAACAUCCCCGUGUUCAUCUUUUCGGCCGGCCUGGGGGACGUCCUGGAGGAGGUGAUCCGCCAGGCCGGGGUCUACCAUAACAACGUCAAAGUGGUCUCGAACUUCAUGGAUUUUGACGAGAACGGGAUCAUUAAAGGCUUUAAGGGAGAAUUAAUUCACGUGUUCAACAAGCACGACGGCGCCCUGAAGAGCACCCAGUACUUUAAGCAGCUGAAAGACAACAGCAACAUCAUCCUCCUGGGAGACUCCCAGGGAGACCUGAGGAUGGCGGAUGGCGUGGCCAAUGUGGACAACAUCCUGAAAAUCGGCUACCUCAAUGACCGCGUGGAUGAGCUCUUGGAAAAGUACAUGGACUCUUACGACGUGGUCCUGGUGAAAGAAGAAUCCCUGGAAUUAGUCAACUCCAUCCUCCAAAAGAUCCUCUGAGGGCCAGGAGGGAGGCCCAGCUCCCCGAGGGUCCCACCCUCUGCGAGGGCCCCGGCCUCCCCGAGGGCUCUGGGUCCCCAAGGACCCUGGGUCCCCAAGGAUCCCAGACUCUCUGAGGGCCCCGGCCUCCCCGAGGGCUCUGGGUUCCUGAGGGUCCCGGCCUCCCUGAGGGUCCCGGCCUCCCGGGGGCCCCACCUCUCUGGGCCCGGCCCGCCACCGGACUUCUGACUGUUCCACGGAAUGCUGUGACUCCUCUCGGGACCUCCCGCCACACUCCCUGCCACGGCCUCGGAUUCACGCUCACCGGCCAGGAAGCGGAAUUGUGGCGACCGCGGCCUCCUUCCCCUCCCCUUCCGACGCGGAUUCUCCCUGAUCAUGAUUUCCCAGGAAGCUUCCCGGGCGCUGACUCCCCUCCCGGGCGCUGACUCCCCUCCCGGGCACUGACUCCCCUGCCGGGCGCCGAUUCCCGGGGCUGGAGGCGCCCGAAGCCGCCUCUCUCGCACGUACUUGGGCCUUCCUGAGGCCGGCACAGCGGCGGGGCCACGGCUCCCCUCCGGGUGCUGGGCGGGCGUUCCGGCGAACGUGAGCGGGCGCCCGGCAGGCCGGGAGAAGCCGGGGGCAGCGGCGGCAGGCUCGGGCACGUGACCCGUGUCUCUGCCCUCGGGGACCCUGCCGUGUUCCCGAGUGGGACCUUGGGCCCGGCCCCUCCCCUGCUUGUGUGGACUGAGUCACUCCAGGUUCUGCCCGAGGGCGGCCCCGGGCCCUGAAGAGCAGCCCUGGGGGGGGGAGGGUUCAUUGUCCGUCCCUUGCAGAAAAGGUGAAAUCUGGCCAGCCCGUUUCCCACCCGUGUCCAGCCGCCAUUGGAGGCGUUGCUCCCCAUGCUGGGUCCACCCGGCCCGGCCUGGCUGCCGGACACUCCUGCCCCCUCCCCGGGGAAAUUCACUCUCCCCGACUUUCCCUCUGGGCGCUCGGGGCUCGUUUUUGGCCUUCCCCGCCCGAACCGCACAACCCGAGGAAUGGCCUCCCAGGCGUUUGGAGCAGAACUGUCCGGGGCCUCCUCCGAGGCCAGAAUGGGGCACAGCCUCCACCCACCAGCCUCGGGGACCCGCGACCCCCGAAGUCCCUGCCCGUGGGAAGCCCCAGGGCACAUGUAGCCCAGUCCCGCUGUGAGAAGGCUGGUUCGGACGUUUCUGGGGCUCUGAAAUUUGACCGGAGCUAUGACCGGAGUCAGGCCGGACCAGCGGCCACAAGGCCAGAGCUCGUUACCAGACGGAGCCGGAGCUGGGUAAGGGGGGGCUCCGUCCCCCGUGGCCAGCCCUGGAAAGUCACAGGAUGCCCCCUCCUCCCAUCACAGUCGGGGGCUCCCUGGCUGGUCUCCAUGGGAUCUUACAGGGCGGGAAACUAAGGCACAGGGAUCCCGGAGUCCCAGCUCUGGGGCACAAGACUCGCCCUGGUGGCCUUCAGAGACCCUCCGUGACCCCACCCCCACCAUCUCCUCCUCCAGCUCAUUUUACAGCUGGGAAAACAGGCCAACGGGACUCACACUCAGCUGGUAAAUGCCGAGGCUGGUCUUGUGCACUGAGGCGCCCCCGGGCCCCCAAUCUCCCCUCCUUGUUCUGAGACGUUUCCAGGGGCCCCAGGUGGUCCCUCUUUGGCCUCCCACUGCGCCAGCCUGCCCCCCUUGGGGGCACACAUUAAGCACCCACUGUGUGCUAGCCCCGGGGCUAUGAGACGGAGUGACUGCUCCUUUAUCCCAGAGCCCCCCCUGCUCCCCCCCCCCAGCCCACAGGGCCGCUGAGGAGGCCCCGGGGAUCACCUGCCCCUGGCCCCAGGAUCAGGGUCAGGCCCCCAGGGAGGACUCCUACAGGUCCUGGGCUGGGGCCCCAGAGCCUUCAUUCCCAGGGCUGGCCACCCCCUCCCGAAUCUCAGCUGCCUCAUCUGUAAAACGGGCUCGAUGGUACUAACUGUGGGCCCUGCCUCACGCACUGAUGGGGAAACUGCUGAAGGGAACAGAAGCUCAGCGGGGCCGCUGGGCACAGGAGUGGGCAAGGCCAAGGAGGGCGUGUCCCAGGACCUGGAUUCGAAUCUCUCCUCCAAGUCACUGAAUCUGCCGCUGUCUGUAUCUGCAGGGGCAGAAAGCAGGCCCGGAACCCAAGUCCCUCUCCCUGUCCCAGAGUUUGCAGGAUUCUUACUGGGUCUCAUUUGACCCUCGAGGCUCCUGGAGCCCCAGGAAGGAGCCGGCGCUGAGCCCCACUGGGACGAGCCAAGGUUUGCCAGGCUGUCGCCAGCUCAUUUUACAGAUGGGGAAACUGAGGCAGAAUGAAGCUAUGUUUGAGGGGAAAUUUGAACUCGGGCCUCCCCGACCCCAGGGCUGGUAGUUGCUCUUUUAUUAUCCCCAUUUUUAAUGAUUCUCAAAUUAAGUAAAGGGACUUUCCCCUCGAGGCAGAAUUUAAACCCAGCCCCCCCUUCCCCCGACUCCAAAUGAGGGCUCUUUACCCCGCACCCCGCCUUGCACACGGGCGUUCCUUGGGCCGCUCAGCACAGACCCCGGUUAUGAGCAGAAGCUUCAUGGAAAAGAAUAAAAAGGGCAUGUGUGUCAGUG
Messenger RNA from Sarcophilus harrisii (Tasmanian devil), 6757 nucleotides. It is a transcript of the gene NT5C3A, whose product is annotated as 5'-nucleotidase, cytosolic IIIA. The coding region runs from base 3262 to 4155 and encodes 297 amino acids. The record is from RefSeq and is a predicted model, not a curated record. Gene Ontology annotation, molecular function: 5'-nucleotidase activity; magnesium ion binding. NCBI's taxonomy places the organism in Eukaryota, Metazoa, Chordata, Mammalia, Dasyuromorphia, Dasyuridae. The transcript is spliced from 10 exons. Gene Ontology annotation, cellular component: cytoplasm.